Molecule: messenger RNA, 392 nt
Organism: Rhagoletis zephyria (snowberry fruit fly)
Lineage: Eukaryota; Metazoa; Arthropoda; Insecta; Diptera; Tephritidae
Source: RefSeq, a predicted model, not a curated record
UUUGACCUGAGUUGCAUUAAAUAGUCUCUUAAAACUUGGUAGUAUUUGUUGUUCAAAUGCUUAUUCGUUUGCAGACUAGAAAAAUGGCGAACAGCCAUCAAAAUACUGAUUCAAAAUACACAUCUUUCACUGGACAAACAAAUGGGUGCGCGCAGCAAAAUUCAGCCCUAAUGGCGAAUGUAUGCGAACGUUCACCGGGGGAAGAGUUGCUCGUUUGGAAAUCUAAUUUGCAUACAUUUCAUGCCAAUAGCUCUCGCAACAAACAAGCCAGUUCUCAAAGAAUCCAAAUUGAUCUUAGUCAUGCAACAGCUCCACAUAACUCCGCCAUAGACACACCAGUUGCUGGAGUACCAAAAAGCUGUGAUGACAGUAUUUCAAUUGAUCCACGAUAA